GUCUUGGCUUGGUUAAACUUCUUCGCGUCUUUGGACUGAGUUGGAGUCCGUCAUUUGUGCUACUCUUUCACUGUAUAGUGUUGCUUUUAUAGUUGAAAUGUUAAAUUCACUCAAUUAAAUGAGUUUGAACUACAGUAGUUUCAAAUUUUAAAUAUAUAAAAUAUGGAUCAAGAAUAAGAAUACUUUGGAAAAGAUGGCUUCCCAGAAGAGCAGGGCUGGAGGGUCUCAAAGAAACCGGGACUCAGGAUUUUCCCAGAGCCAAGGAGGUGAAGGAUCACAGAGGAGCAGGGCUGACAUCUACUCAGAGGAGCAACUGGAUGCUUUGGUAACGAAUGCAACUGCUUUUCUCCUCUGUGAGCUGAGAAGCAAGAGGAGAUUAAAGAAGGAAGAUGUUGUCACCAAUGCACUCAACAAGUCGUCCAGACAGUAUGGUGUAAUCAUGAAGAGGGUGAAGCAAAAUCUCUCUGAUGUUUUUGGUCUAGAAAUAGCCAAAAUAUCUGACAGUAAUGAUGAUGCCUUUAUAAUAAUAAACAAACACAGAGAGGGGUUCAACAAGUUGACACAGCAUUUAGCCACUGAGGCAGAAAUUCAGGACAACAUGGUGCUGACUGUUGCCCUGGCCUCCAUAUUCAUGAAUCGUGGACAAUUGUACGAAAGUCAUUUGAUGGCAAUUUUGGAGACCAUUGGUUUUCUCAGUGACAAGUUCUAUGGUUCAGCUUGUGAAAAGAAAAUGAAGGAGCAUGUUACAAAGCUUGUUAAAAAUGUGUUUGUAAAGCAUAUGUAUCUUGAUGCCCGUGUCAUUCCUAGACCAGAUCAAAAACAGAAUCCUCCUCUGCCAGAAACGACAGACAAAGUGACAGUGUUACGGUGGGGUUACAGAACUUAUCUGGAGGUGGAUGUGGACAAGAUUGUGCAGUACUUAGAAAAGAUCCAUGAUGGCAAAAAACCACCAGCAUUCCCAUUUACACACUACACGGAGAUAAAAAAAAGACAAGCCACAUUGCAGGCACAACUUCAGUGAGUGGUGCGGCUGACCACUGUUGAGAACAAUUUUAAAAUUAUUUGGAUAUGUUUUGACACCUUUAGAGUUCAAUCACAAAUUACAUAAUUGGGUAUGUAACUGAUUUUACAGACAAAAGACAAUGGAAUAAAUCCAUGCUAAAUUCUUAAAUAAUUUUGACUAUAAAAUAAGUCACCUGGUUAAAGAUUACAUACCAUAAUCUUAAAACGAUUUACAUACAGUAAAAUGAUAACAAGGUUUUGAAAUUUGUACAUUGUUAAGUUUUCAGAUAAAAAUAACUCAGAUAUCAUGUAUUUGUAUUAUGACCGUAUGAUAACACUUUUACAAAGACAAUAUUUUCUUAGUAUAAAUAUUUUUUACUUUAGUGAGCAACUGUUUUGUAUUAUAAUUUGUAAAAUAAAUGUUAUACAAUACAA
Molecule: messenger RNA, 1437 nt
Organism: Homalodisca vitripennis (glassy-winged sharpshooter)
Lineage: Eukaryota; Metazoa; Arthropoda; Insecta; Hemiptera; Cicadellidae
Product: melanoma-associated antigen B10-like
Exons: 6
Coding region: 194-1021 (275 amino acids)
Cellular component (GO): nucleus
Source: RefSeq, a predicted model, not a curated record